This is a messenger RNA of Mesocestoides corti, 3933 nucleotides long. The record is from the annotation of a GenBank genome assembly. Lineage: Eukaryota; Metazoa; Platyhelminthes; Cestoda; Cyclophyllidea; Mesocestoididae.
AUGCAGGUUAACGAAUCUAGCCGUUUUCACCAAGUUAUACAUCAACAUAGGCAGAGAAAAACAAACUCUAUUGAACGGAUUCCGACAACGUUAUGUCAGCAAACGGCCAGCAAAUUCAAACCAGCAUCUGCUCGACAGCCACUGUCAUACAAACAUUUCUCUCAAGAAUGCGAACGCUCCUCCUCACUAAGUGAACUGGCUGCUCCAAAACAGAGUCAAGCCGAGGUGCUAGAAGCCGUCAUUGGGACUUCAGGUCCAGCUGACAGCGAUUCGGCCUCCAAAACCGCGGCCUCUUCAUUGAAGACUGGUCACUCUAUCUAUGACCGUGUCGCUGCCGCUCUUAAUCACUCCGAAGCUCUGCCUGCCCAAAUUCUGGGGCUAACGCCCGAUCAUCGGAGGCAUUCGGCCUUUGCAUCUACUACCACAAAUGUAAACACAUCUGCAGAUCAUUUGAAGUCUACUUCCGGUUCAAGUCAGCUAAGCUCAGGAUCUUCUUACUCUGGUUCUGUGGGUAAGCAGCAGACAUCAGUCACAUCAGUCGCACCAGCCACGCCAUCUGGCAGUAUCACUACAGGCACCACGACCACAGCGAAAUCGCACGUUUCAACGCACGUGCGACAACGCCUCAAAGACUGUGUGCUUAAUAAGAGGCGAAGUAAAGAGAGCGCGACCACAGGCUCGGGAGCAACUUCAUUUAUUUCCCCCUCUAUGGAUUUGGAUGAUGAUCGAGGUCAUACUGCAACUAGUGGUUCCAUACACCGAGACUCCCAUGCAGCUGAUACUGAGUGUGGUUUUCCUCUAGGAUACGGAAUCUCGCCUAUGAUGUUCGCGGCAGGCCAAUUUGUUGCUGGUCGACAAUCCACCUUCCUCUCGGAUUCUGGAAAACCGUUUGGCAAUCUUCCGCCGUGGGUGUUCAUGGCGUUGUCUGCAGGACAAGAAUUACAGUCAAACAUUGAUGCUCCUAUGGUGGCACCAAGAAACACUUCAGCAGUACUCCGCAAAACGCAUUCAGAGCCUAGUCUCAAAAUUCGGGGUAACAGCGGAGGACUGAAACACAGGUCCAUUAGAAACGAGAAAAGAAAUGUUAAUCCUUUGGUUGUAGCUGCAGCCGUGGUGGGCUCAGCUUCAUACUUCCCGAUUCAUACUCGUGGAUCACGAAGUAUUAGUGAGGCUGGAGAUAUUGGACAGUGUUUGGGGCUCCACAAAGCCUCUUCACGCCCCUUACCUGUGCUCCCUCAGCUCACACUUGAAAAGGACGAGAAUCUAAAACACUCCAAAGAAAGUAUGUGUAUGCCAAUGGAUGUUGCUGGUGAGUCUGAUGACCGACCAGGAGCCUCACAAAUAAACUACAACACAAACGAUGUGGAUAUGAGUGAAACUCAGGAGCCUGCUGCAGAUUCACCUCAAUUGGCUGAAGACACCGAAACAGUUCAGGAAUUUAUCUCCUCGCUCGCCGCUAGUCCAGGUGCAAUGAGUGGAGGGUUAUUAAAAGCUACUCAGAAUUACCUGAACAUUGUGCGUGAAUAUCUAAGACAUGAAAAAGGUAAAAAUAACUUGGGAAAUAGUCCGAAGAUUAACAUGGACCAACAAAUGAAUUUGUCAGAAGAUAAUGCAGCUUUGGUUGAGGUUGGUAGAGAUAGACAACAGCCCAAUCAGGCACCUUAUCGCCGAUGCAGGCAGGUUUCCGGUCUUCUUAGUCGAACUCGUUCUGCUCCUAUUCGAUUAACAGGAAAUAUAGGUCGUGGAGCUCUUGGAGCUUCAGCCAGUUUUGAAAGCACGUCAGGAGGUAGUGUCAAUGAUGGAAGUGGAUCCAGCGGAGGCCUGUUGCUGUCAGCCGCAUCAGCGGUAGCAAUGGAGGCAGCCACUUUGACAUCAACAACUACCUUGAAAUCUGCUAGCAAGUCUGCCACAAAUUCUGGCUUACCUGAUGACGAACAACGCAGCAAAAUCAUGCAACAGCUGCGGAAGAAACUACUUGAGAAAAAUGAAUUACCAAGCAGUGACCGCUUGUCAGGUUCAUCCACAAGUGUGAAUCCUUGUGAUUCACUAUUUCCAAGAGGAAAACACAAUCCCAGUCCGCUUCUGGAGAGAACCGCUUCAAGUCCUGUUGUCACACUGGCUAGACGUCCUACUACCGACAUUGCCGCGAGCACAGCGUUCACUACGGUUCUGGCCUAUGACGUCGGAAUGCUAGCCCACAGGUGUACGUGUCAAAUCGACGCAAACCAUCCGGAAAAUCCUUCGCGACUGGUCGCCAUUUGGCAGCGGUUGCAGUCGUCGGGUCUUGCAGCAGAAUGUCAACAUCAACCUGGGCGUCGAGCAGCGCUGACGGAACUCCAGUUAGCGCAUCGAGAUGUGUACACUGUACUUUUUGGGAGCAACCCGGCGAGUCGAUCUAGAAUCGACCCUUCACUUUUGGCCACCGUUCGACUUUGUCGACUCCCCUGUGGGGGCAUCGGAGUGGACUCAGACACCGCUUGGCACACUGCCGGCCACACCGCACACGCAGCUCGUCUCGCCGCAGGCUGCGUCAUAGACCUCGCCUGUCGCAUUAUUCUGCGUCAGGUACCCAAUGGUUUCGCUUUAGUUCGACCCCCUGGACACCAUGCUGAGCCCGGACAGGCGAUGGGAUUCUGCUACUUUAAUUCCGUCGCCGUGGCUGCAAGACGUACGCAACUCCUCCGCGCUAUGCUUCCCUUUGAUGAUAGUGGGUGUCUAGGGCCAAAUCCUUUAGGAUUCCCAACAUCGACAUCGUACGGCACCUUAGCUCUUCCUAAUCUUGAAAAGUCCAGGAUAAUGGAUAAGACGGGCGAGCAUCCAAAUAUUACGAAAAUUAUGAUAAUUGACUGGGAUGUACAUCAUGGAAAUGGUACGCACACUGUGUUUUACUCUGACCCGACAGUUCUCUACAUAUCUCUACACCGCUAUGACGAUGGCGCAUUUUUUCCCGGCACUGGGGCACUGGAAGAAGUUGGUGGAGGGAUGGGGGUGGGCUUUACGAUCAAUAUUGCCUGGCCAAGUGGAAUCACAAUGGGUGAUGCCGAGUACCUGGCGGCCUUCAGGCAUAUAGUUCUCCCCGUGGCUCGGGAGUUUGGGCCUGAGAUGAUUCUUGUCUCCUGUGGAUUCGAUGCUGCUCCAGGCCAUCCAGCAAAUUUAGGUGGAUAUAACGUGAGUCCAGCAGCAUUCGGAUGGAUGACACGACUACUGACGAAUCAAGAGAUUGCGGGUGGACGCGUGGCUCUUUGUUUAGAGGGUGGAUAUGAAUUGAACAGUCUCUGUGACUGUACUGAAGCCUGUGUGCGCGCACUGUUGCGAUCAACUUAUGAAAGAUCGUCCGGUCUCCAAGAUGCUCCUCUUUUGUACCGUCUUCCUGAGGCAGAACGGACUCGGCAACCUCAUCCUGCGGCAAUGGAGACACUGAAAAAGGUAGCACAGGUCCACACCCCGUACUGGAAAUGUCUUUCAACUGUCAAAUUCGGUGAAGCGCCAGCUGAGACUUGGCUUCCAGGAGGAGAAGAGGAAGAACGUGCUCCCCUUUCUGGAGUAGGAAAGGUUGGAUCGGUUAACGAGACUGACCAGCGUAGACGGUCGUCGUGGAAACUCGACGGGAAAAAUAAGCCUAGCUCCUGGCCUGAAACGGAGCUGGUUUUAAAUACUAGCAUCAGCGGUUAUCAGCAGACAAACCCACGUAAGUUUGUGAAACAGGCCUGCUUGGAGGAGGAUGACUAUAGCAACGCAAUAGAGAAUACACCGUUGGACAUGACAGCAAAAUCGAUGAACUACCCUUCUCACGAGACGAAGAUAAAACAGGCCCUCAAUCCAGAAGCUUGUGUACGUGAAAACCACGGAGAAUCUACUGACCCAAUCACAGCUGCUGCGCUGGCCGGACUAGCUGAUCUUCACGUAACUCCACAGACUACAAAAAAUCUGUGA